AACCCUAAAAAUCAAAAAAUGCCAAAUAACGAAUUACCUUCAAGUGGAAAAAGAGAACAAUUAUCAAUGAGUGCCAAAAAAGCAAAGGAAAUAUAUUUAAGUAAAUCGAGAUAUAUACCUGGUAUAAAAUCUGAUAUAAUAAGUGGAAACAACAAAACAACGACAACACAAUUACCUCCUGCUUUGGGGCCUAAACAAGGAAAUGAUAACAAUAAUAGUGUAAUACAACAAGCACGUACUGGAGUACAAGCACGUUUUGAAUAUGCCUAUGGAUAUGUCCCAUCAUUUGGGGGAAAUGCUAAUAAUAAUCGUCAACAACAACAAACAACGGCACCACAAAUCUCAACAAAUGUAGGCCGCGUAAACUGGGCAGCUAAAUAUCAACGAAAUUGA
Messenger RNA from Meloidogyne enterolobii, 393 nucleotides. The record is from the annotation of a GenBank genome assembly. NCBI's taxonomy places the organism in Eukaryota, Metazoa, Nematoda, Chromadorea, Rhabditida, Meloidogynidae.